AUUGUAGUUAAAUCAGAUAAAAGAAAUGUUUUAAACAUGCACACGAUUAUGCUGGAAAGGUUUCGCAUGCAACACUCUAAAAACAUUUCGAGGCUCUUACGGCACUUUAGCCGUCAGUUGGAUGGUACGCACAACAAUGCCGUGGUAAUUGCAGCUGCUGUGCGUACCCCGAGAACACCAUUCAAGGCGGAGGAACAGAAGCUGGCUGGAAUUGUCAUCGAUGAGCUGGUGAAACGCACUCUUGUGCCACGAGAGGAGUUCAAAAAGCUAAUUGUCUGUUGCUCAUCGAAUGCAUCGGCAUCCGACUGCAAUGCGAGGCUUGCCAAUGUAGCCAAAGAGCUGGGCUUGAAGAGCUGCGAGGCACAUGCCCUACAGGACGAUAUCUGCUCGAUUGCUGGACUACGCAUGACAUUGGAUAGUCUCCGGGAGGGAAAGGCGCAGUGCAUUAUCACGGGAGAUACACGCUGCCAGUUUCUUGAACCGGAUGAUGGUCUUCUGGCCAAUGAACUGAUGACCGUGCAUCAGGCUCCGGCCAGAGGCAAACAAACCGCUAAGGCAGAUCCCUCCGAACCAACGCCAACUUUGGGAGCGGCCGCACUGGCCUGGACUACAUACGAAACUGCAGAGCGCCUUCAGUUGCAGCCUCUAGCUUUGGUGCGUGAAUUUGCUGUGAAAAAUAACAGAGAAGAUGCUCUGUACCACGUUCAUGGCGGUCAGCCUCUUCUUCCCAGUCAAAUCCACACGUGGGAUCUGGUUACGAGCCGAGAACCGCCCAAACCAAGCUAUUUUCACCUAGACCUAAGCGGAAAUAAUCUGUGCACCCACGAUAAUUUACAUAUAACCGCCAGUCACCUUCUCACCCAUCUGGUGCACUCCCUGCCUGCUGGCGAGUUGGGCUGUGCGUACAUGGAUGGAAGCGAUGGCCGUUUGAUGAUAAUAUUUCUCGAAAAGCUCAAA
Messenger RNA from Drosophila persimilis, 957 nucleotides. RefSeq lists its product as uncharacterized. The transcript is spliced from 3 exons. The record is from RefSeq and is a predicted model, not a curated record. Gene Ontology annotation, molecular function: acyltransferase activity. The annotation marks the transcript as partial. Lineage: Eukaryota; Metazoa; Arthropoda; Insecta; Diptera; Drosophilidae.